Messenger RNA from Drosophila bipectinata, 2562 nucleotides. It is a transcript of the gene Proc-R, whose product is annotated as Proctolin receptor. Gene Ontology annotation, molecular function: G protein-coupled receptor activity. NCBI's taxonomy places the organism in Eukaryota, Metazoa, Arthropoda, Insecta, Diptera, Drosophilidae. Gene Ontology annotation, biological process: G protein-coupled receptor signaling pathway. Gene Ontology annotation, cellular component: membrane. The record is from RefSeq and is a predicted model, not a curated record.
UAUUCUAUGUAGAAGAACCUAUAUAGCCUCAGUCUGGUAAUCAGGGUAGUUCGUCCAUUUAUCAUCCAUUUAAAUGGCGGACAAGUCCACGCGCUGCCUAUGGCCCGUCUCGCUCGCACAAAGUUUGGCUUGCCCGCUUGCACACAUAGGGGACACCUGCCCGUGUCGUCGGUGUCGCUGGGAAGAAGAAUCCGCUGCGAAGAAUCCGAAGAAACGGGGAUUCAGUCUCCUCGCGAUGCUCUGGCACUGAUCUUCUCUCCGCCGAUCUUCACUUAAAAGCUUUCUCAAAUAAGUGGAAUCGUCAUUGGAUUUGUAAUCGUAAUCGAAAAUUUUAAUCGUUAUCGCCAAACGACGGAAUACCGCAAGGACGAAAAAAAAGGAUCAAAAUAGGCCAAAAAUUGAAUAAAAACCAAAAACAAUGACAAUGUUCUCCUUGCUGACAGCUACGCUGACUGCGACUGCGACGGCAACGGCAACGGCGACCGUGACUGCAACCGCGACGUCAACCGAGUCAGAGGCAGAGGCAGCGACGUUGAACGAGACUGAGGCUGCUGGAACCGAAAUGUUUUCGGAUGCGGAUGUAGUGGAAGUGCGGCGUGUUGUUCAACGCAUUUUGGUGCCGUGCGUUUUUGUUAUUGGCCUAUUGGGAAAUUCAGUGAGCAUUUAUGUUUUGACGCGAAAACGUAUGCGUUGCACUACAAAUAUUUAUUUAACUGCCCUGGCCAUCACGGAUAUCGCUUACCUGACUUUCCAGCUAAUUCUCAGCUUUCAGCACUACGAUUAUGUCAAGUACCAUUGCGAGAUAUAUUGGCAGUUUUAUGGAUAUUUUGUUUGGCUUUGUGAUUCAUGUGCCUACAUAUCGAUUUACAUAGCCGUGUGCUUCACAAUUGAGCGAUUCAUUGCGAUUCGUUAUCCGCUCAAGAGACAAACAUUCUGCACAGAGUCCUUGGCCAAGAAGGUGAUUGCAGCUGUUGCACUUUUCUGCCUACUGUCGACACUUUCAACGGCCUUUGAACACUCGUUCGCCCGUAAAUUCCGUCUGAUCGACGAUGACUAUCGUCCUUGCAACCAGACCCUCGCCAACGUUUCACCCCAGCCCCUGGCGCUCACCCCGUCCCUCUCCAUGCAGGCUCCCAGCCCCUUAGAUUCCACCACGCCCCUGCCCACAGCCAUGCUGCCCACACCGGUGACUCCCCACAUGCAGGACUUGACCAGGAAACCGGAGAAACCUCUUGGAGUUUUGGUUUCUGACGUCUUCAGUGGUGGUGGCAGCGGGGAUGGAGGUGUACCAGAAUAUAAAGCAGAGAAGCGCUGGCCUUUGCACUCACCUGGUUUUAGAACAACGCCACCUAUGAGUAAAGUUCUUCAACAACAGGACAUAGAUCAGGAUGAGGAUCAAGAUCAAAAUCCAGAUCACGUUACUGAAAGUCUACAAUUUGUAUCGCGUCGCUUGAAAAGUCUUUCGGAAGUGAAUACCACAGAGGCCUUUGCAUUUAAUAUAACAGAAUAUUGUCAAAAUAUGACUUUCUUUUUGCAUACAUCUUCGGAACUCGGUAUGAACGAUCUAUAUGCCAGUGUUUGGAAUUUGUUUACACUUUUAGUUUUUGUCCUGUUGCCCUUACUUUUGCUGGCCACUUUUAACUCUUUUUUGAUAUUAUUGGUACACCGUUCAAAAAACUUGCGAGGUGAUUUAACAAAUGCCAAUAGCAUAAGACGGACAAAACGAAAAUCAAAUUCUGGAAUAACUGGUACAGUCUCACAAGAGAAUCGAGUUACGAUUACUUUGAUAGCUGUGGUCCUUCUAUUCAUCGUUUGCCAAUUACCUUGGGCCAUAUACCUGAUACUGGGUCAGUAUAUGGAAAUCGCGCCCAGUACUCAGGUUGUGGCCGGUAAUGUUUGCAAUUUGCUGGCUGCCUUCAAUGCGGCAUCAAAUUUUUUCUUAUACUGUGUGCUAUCCGAUAAGUAUCGAAAAACAGUUCGUGAGCUAAUCACCGGCUAUCGUUAUCGACGCCGGCAUAUGCGUAAUAAUACGAGUCUCUAUGUACCGCACACCACCACCACCUUGACCCACAUAAAUGGUGAUCGUGGCGGAGGAGGUUCCUAUUACGGUGGUGCUGGUAAUCGAAGAAGUCGAAAUAAAUCGGCUGCUUUAGGUCGCCUGAUAGCGUGAAACUUGAACGUUUUUUUUUUAUUAUUAUAUUAUUGUAUUUUUGAAAAAAAAAUAGUCUAUAUGAGAAAAUCCAGAGAGGCAUGAAAAGUCAUAAAAUGUUUUAAAAAUUACUCUCGAUUAUUUCCGAUAGUAACUAAUAUUGUUUUCUUAUCGAUUAUUGAUUAUCGACUUUUAAUGAUUAAUUUAUAGCUGCAUCGAUUUAAUGUUAAUUGAUAUGUCUAUAAUAUAUAUUUAUAUACAUAUAUAUGUACGAGUAUAUAUACUACAUAACCUACAUUGUGCCAUAAUGUGAUGAUUAUAGAUUUAUGCUAGUUAACCUAAACGUAAUUGUUGUCCUAAGUACUAAACGCAUCAAAUCAAAUACACAAUACACAAUACACAUACAAAUAAGA